Messenger RNA from Drosophila rhopaloa, 330 nucleotides. RefSeq lists its product as uncharacterized. The annotation marks the transcript as partial. The record is from RefSeq and is a predicted model, not a curated record. NCBI's taxonomy places the organism in Eukaryota, Metazoa, Arthropoda, Insecta, Diptera, Drosophilidae. The transcript is spliced from 3 exons.
CGGAUACUCCCCGAUAUUCCCCCCGUUUAAGCCAUGUUUCCACAAGCCGAGCUGGAGAACUACAAGCUGCAGGUGGAGCUGCUACAGGAGAAGCUGCAGCGCAGCGAGGAUAAUCGCCAGCAACUGGAGCACAAGUUGGAUAAGGUCCUGCAGAAGCGCAGCGAGCUCGACAAGUCGGUGCGCCAUAAGACCCGCCAAAAGUACCAGGAGUUCCUGGAGGAGCAGGCCAAACGCAACGAGCGCAACAAAAAACUGGUCCACAUGCUGGAGCGCAUCGAUGAGCAAACGGCUGCCAUGUCGCAACGAAGCGAGCGGCUUAAAAUGAUGAAG